GUUUCCUGCUUCCUCCCUCUGUGUGUGUCAGUGCCAGCGGACAGAACCAGAACAGAACCAGAACAGAACCACAGUUCCCAGAGUUCCCAGUGUUCCCAGCAGAGUAUCGGCGCGUGCGAAGGGCCGGGGAGUCCGGCGGGAAAAUGGCGAAGACGUACGACUAUCUGUUCAAGCUGCUCCUGAUCGGUGACAGCGGAGUGGGGAAGACGUGCCUGCUGUUCCGGUUCAGCGAGGACGCCUUCAACACUACCUUCAUCUCCACCAUCGGAAUCGACUUUAAAAUCCGGACGAUCGAACUGGACGGAAAGAAAAUCAAACUCCAGAUCUGGGACACAGCGGGCCAGGAGCGGUUCAGGACGAUCACCACGGCCUAUUACAGAGGAGCCAUGGGCAUCAUGCUGGUGUACGACAUCACCAACGAGAAAUCCUUCGACAACAUCAAGAACUGGAUACGCAACAUCGAGGAGCAUGCGUCCUCAGAUGUGGAGAGGAUGAUUCUGGGUAAUAAAUGUGACAUGAACGACAAGAGACAGGUGUCCAAGGAGAGAGGAGAGAAGCUCGCCAUCGAUUACGGGAUCAAGUUCCUGGAAACCAGCGCCAAGUCCAGCCUCAACGUGGAGGAGGGUUUUUACACACUGGGCAGAGACAUCAUGACUCGACUCAACAGGAAGAUGAACGACAGCAGCCCAUUGGUUGGAGGAGGAGGAAGAGGAGGAGGGCAGGUUAAAAUCACUGAGUCUCGCUCCAAGAAGAAUUUCUUCAGGUGUUCUCUGCUGUGAUUUCUGCUUCAGAAGCUUCCGGAACAUUUCUACUUCCUGUCACCUUCUUCUGAAGAGAUCUCUGUUUUAUCUGUAAAGUUUUUUAUCUUCAUUUAAAUUUGAAAUCCAAACAGAGAAAUCUGAAACUGUUGAACCAAAGACUGAACAAUCUCACAGAUAGUAUGUAGAUUAUAUAACAUAUAUCUCUGUAAUCUGUUACGUUAUACACACAUUUAUAUUUAAAACAUGCUCUGUUACUUACAUUAAUUAAGUUUC
This is a messenger RNA of Sander lucioperca (pikeperch), 1034 nucleotides long. Its product is annotated as ras-related protein Rab-8B. NCBI's taxonomy places the organism in Eukaryota, Metazoa, Chordata, Actinopteri, Perciformes, Percidae. Gene Ontology annotation, molecular function: GTP binding; GTPase activity. The transcript is spliced from 8 exons. The record is from RefSeq and is a predicted model, not a curated record. Gene Ontology annotation, cellular component: endosome; synaptic vesicle; trans-Golgi network transport vesicle. Gene Ontology annotation, biological process: protein secretion; cellular response to insulin stimulus; Golgi vesicle fusion to target membrane. The coding region runs from base 144 to 779 and encodes 211 amino acids.